Messenger RNA from Sesamum indicum (sesame), 651 nucleotides. Its product is annotated as 60S ribosomal protein L36. The record is from RefSeq and is a predicted model, not a curated record. NCBI's taxonomy places the organism in Eukaryota, Viridiplantae, Streptophyta, Magnoliopsida, Lamiales, Pedaliaceae.
UUAGCCUGUACUCUACUGCCUUCUUCAUAAUAAUGGUGUUGGGAUUUUCUUGUUUUCUCCAUUUCUUGAAUUAGCUAUGCCAUAUGUGAAUUUAUUCAUCUUUUCAUGCCAAAUUGUUGGAGAAGAUUGAAUAUAUUUGAUGUGUGUAUGCAGGAAGAAGGGUGGCCAUUGGGGCUGCAACCACUGAAUGUGAGAGUUGGGCUGGUGAGGAAUCGUGAUCUCAAUGGCUCACUUUCCUUCAAUACUUUACUCACUUCUUCUCCAAUCUCUUCCACCGACUCUUCUUCUGAUCUUGAUACUGAGUCAACUGGUUCUUUCUUCCAUGACAAGAGUAUCACUCUGGGGAGCCUCAUUGGUAUCUCCAGCAUUCUGGAGCUCUCUCGAAGAUCUACAAGAGGAAGAAUAUCUGAACCUGUAAGAAACAAAAAAAAUUACAAGACGAAAACAUGGUUUUUAUCACUAUGCUCAAGGCUCAACACCGACGCCGUGAGCAUGAACAACACUCCGUCUCUCGGCCACUUUCUUGAAGCAGAAAGGAGAGCUGCAAGCAAUUACAGAAGAAAUCCUAGCCCUAAUGGUUAUGGACCAGACGAUUUCUCUCACAUUUUGGACCCAAAUUCAUUAUUUGUUGGAGGCCACGUUGCCCCUCCU